This is a messenger RNA of Eucalyptus grandis, 3231 nucleotides long. RefSeq names its product putative disease resistance protein RGA4. NCBI's taxonomy places the organism in Eukaryota, Viridiplantae, Streptophyta, Magnoliopsida, Myrtales, Myrtaceae. Gene Ontology annotation, biological process: defense response to other organism. The transcript has a single exon. Bases 1 to 3231 code for a protein of 1076 amino acids. The record is from RefSeq and is a predicted model, not a curated record. Gene Ontology annotation, molecular function: ADP binding.
AUGGCGGAUGCUGUCAUCGUCAGCAUUGCUGAAGGAAUCAUUACUAAUCUGGUUCCUCGAGCUCUAGAAAGGGUUGGAAAUUUAUGGGGCAUCAAGCAUGAACUCGAGGUCCUCAGGAACACAGUCUCCGAGCUUCGAGCUGUACUUUAUAAUGCAGAGGAGCAAUACUACCGGGAUUGCCAAAUCCAAGAUUGGCUUGACAAACUGAAAGAUGCUUUCUAUGACAUACAGGACUUGCUUGAAGAAUUUGAUAUAGAAGCUAUAAGACGAGAAUUGAGGGGCCACAAUGAAAUGAUUAAGGAGGUAAGGGCAUUUUUCUCAAAUUCAAACCAACUUGCUUUUAAACUGAAGAUGAGUUAUAAAGUAAGAGCAGCGAGGGAGAGAAUAGAAACCAUUAAGGCUGAAAGGAAUUUCCCCGUGACCGAGCGCCCUGCGGAUUUGCAAGGAGAGAGAGAGAGGAGGAAGAGAGAAGAGAUGUAUUCGACACACAACGGAGAUUUUAUAGGGAGAGAGAAUGAUAAGAAGAGAGUUUAUGAAUUUUUAUUGGAUUUGCAUGUGAAAGAAGAAGUUUCCAUCCUUCCAAUUGUCGGUACGGGGGGGAUUGGAAAAACAGCUCUUGCUCAUUAUUUGUACAAUGAUGAGAUAUUAAGUAAACGCUUUGACUUUAAAGUGUGGGUUCGUAUCUCUAUUGACCUUGACGUGAAAGAGAUAGCGAAACAUAUGAUAGCUUGUGCAAAGAUGGAAGAACCCACUGAGUUUUCGAUGGAAAGGUUGCAAAGUGAAUUGAGAAGAGAAAUUAAGGGAAAGAGAUAUCUCUUGGUUUUAGAUGAUUUGUUGGGUGUAACACAAGAACAAUGGCAAAGCUUGAAAGAUUUAUUGUUGGGAAGUGCUAGAGGAAGCAAGAUAUUAAUAACUACUCGCUCUGAUUUGGUUGCGAAGAUCACUGGCACUGCUUUGCCUUAUCCUCUCAGCAGCUUAUCUGAACGUGAAUCUCUUCAUUUAUUAUUGCGAGCGGCUCAUCAAGAGAUGCAAGAUCCUGAACUGCUAGCUAUUGGCGAAGAGAUAGUUAGAAAGUGCCAUGGGAUUCCAUUGGCUGUUCGAACUAUUGGGAAUCUACUAUUCUCUAAGAAAACUACAGAUGAAUGGUUACAUUUCAAAGAUUACAUGCUCCCACAGGUGUCUCAAAGAGAAGAUUCAAUAAUGUCUAUCCUUAAACUAAGUUACGAUCAUCUUCCUUCACAUUUGAAACAAUGUUUUGAUUUCUGUUCAUUGUUUCCUAAGGAUUAUAUGAUAAAGAAGCAAACUUUGGUCAAUCUUUGGGUGGCGGCAGGAUUUAUUCUGCCAUCAAAUGGAAGUCAACAUGUAGAGGACAUUGCUCAUGAAUAUUUCAUGGAUCUACUUUCAAAAAGCUUCUUUCAAGAUUUUCAGAAGGAUCCAAUCACGAAGGUGGAGACUUGCAAGAUGCAUGAUUUGAUGCAUGAUGUAGCCCUUAACGUUGCAGGGACCGAGUUUGCAGGGACCGAGUGUCAACAGGCACGGGAUCACACAAAAUGCACACGUGGAACUCGUCAUGUAUCUAGUGAUUCAAUGGAUAAACUUCCAACCUCGUGGUUGACAGAAAAUCUAGUGAGAACAUUUCUUUAUGUGCCUCCAUAUGGCGAAAUCGAACAAAAGGAGCCAACGAGUAAAGUAGUAGUGUGCCAGCUCAUUCAAAGUUUCAAGAAGAUGCGCAUCUUGGAUUUGCAUGCCACGAUUGUCAAGAAGGUCCCGAGGUCCAUCUGUAUGUUGAAACAUCUCAAGUAUCUCGAUCUCUCUCAAAAUAAAGAAAUCAAAAGGCUUCCUAUCUCCAUUACAAGGUUGCAUCAUUUGCAAACACUUAAUCUUUGCGGUUGUAGUUCCCUUGAAGAAUUGCCAAGGGGUAUAAAGAAGCUUGUCAGCCUUCGCAAUCUAGAUUUAGAUGGCUGUUCAAGACUUAGUUUUUUGCCACGUGGACUAGGGCAACUGAGUUCUCUGCAUACGCUAACACGCUUCAUUUUGCCUAGUAAGAAAGCUCUUGCUAAGAAUUAUUGCAAACUUAGGGAGCUAAAUGGACUUAAUAACAUCAAAGGAAGCCUUAGCAUUGAAACUUUGGGAUACAUAACAGAUGCAUCAGCAGAAUCCAGGGCUGCGGACUUGAUAGCGAAGCAUUCUCUAAAAUCUUUGAUACUUAGAUGGGGUUAUCUCGAUACUGAUGAUCCAGCAAUUGGCGAUGAAGAUGAAGCUCUAUUAGAUGGACUGAGGCCGCACUCAAAUCUGCAGAAGUUGACGAUCAACAGAUAUAAUGGUAAGACCUUUCCAAAGUGGAUGACGGAUUUCUUGCCAAAUCUAGUUAAGGUACGGUUGCUAAGAUGCGGAAGAUGUAAACAUCUCCCUCAACUGGGCCGACUACCUCACCUCAAGUCUUUAGAGAUUUGGAUGCUCACUGAAUUGGAAUCCAUUGAGUCAGACCAUUCCUCCACUGCAGCAGCAUCAUUUCCUAGUCUAUUGAGAUUAAAGAUCCGUCACUGUGAAAACUUGAAAGCCAUGCCACUAGCUCCACUUAUCGAGCAUUUGGUUCUGAAGGAGGUCGAUCUACAGUUGAUAAAUUGCAUACAUGCCCUUAAUAAGUUGAAGAGUCUAGAUAUCUCGCAAAUGGAGUUUCUAAAAUGUUUGCCUGAGAAGUUUUUGCAAAGUCUCACUUCACUUGAACAUCUUGAAAUUAGUGAAUGUCCCAAGUUAAAUUCCCUCUCACUAGGUACGCGACAUCUUUCAAACCUUGUGCAUCUCUCUUUUUCCAAUUGUGAGGAGCUCGAUUUAUCCGAAGGCGAAAGUGACAACUUCUUAGAUUUGAAAGGACUUGAGAGUCUUCAGUUCGUGGACAUCCUUGGUGUUCCCAAACUAACAUCUCUCCCACAGUGGCUUCUACAAGUCAAUCUCAAGCAGCUUUCUAUAAAAAAGUGCUUAAAUUUGAAGGCUUUACCAGAGCAGAUCAAGGCCCUUCAAUCACUUAUAUUGCUUGAAAUCGUCCAGUGCCCCUUGUUGACAUCAUUACCUGAAGCAAUGCGAAGGCUUAUGUCCCUUAAUCACCUAAGAAUCGCAGGUUGCCCAAAAUUGGAGGAGAGGUGCACAAAGGAUGCAGGCAAGGACUGGUACAAGAUUGCUCAUAUCCCACACAUAACUCACGAGCUCGAAUACUAUGAACACCACUUAUGA